Messenger RNA from Thunnus maccoyii (southern bluefin tuna), 1051 nucleotides. RefSeq names its product ints3 and nabp interacting protein. Gene Ontology annotation, biological process: DNA repair. The transcript has 4 exons. The record is from RefSeq and is a predicted model, not a curated record. Gene Ontology annotation, cellular component: nucleoplasm; nucleus; SOSS complex. The coding region runs from base 331 to 639 and encodes 102 amino acids. NCBI's taxonomy places the organism in Eukaryota, Metazoa, Chordata, Actinopteri, Scombriformes, Scombridae.
UCUUUUUUCCUGCUGCCUCAACUCUCUAACUGAAAAACCGGCCAACAAGCAGCCAAAAUGUGACUCGCCAACCGCACACAAUCAAGAGUUAUAUCGUUAUUUUAAACCUUCAGUUUCUGUUACAGUGGUGUACAACAGCACGUAUUUAGUCAUUUAUCCAGUUCAAGUUUAACUUUAUAAUCCAGGAGGACUUUUAUCGUUGUCUGUUAUCAUCCGCCAUUGUUGCAACAUUAGCUUGGCAGACGGAAACCCAAACAAAAAACUUAAAUCAUUAACAGAAUCGUUUCUGUAGUUUACUACCCUCACCUUCCUCUUGCUGCUUUCACCGACAUGGCUACUAAUCCUCCAGGACAAGCCUUCCAGAAUAAGGCACGGGUGGCAAUCCUGGCCGAGCUGGAGAAGGAGAGGAGACGGCUAAUGCAGAACCAGUCCAUGAACACUCCAGGGGCCAGCAUCUCACUGUCCAGACCGAGUAUGAAGGACUUCAGAGACAACGCAGAGCAGCAGCACAUCGCUGCCCAGCAGAAAGCCGCCCUGCAGCAUGCGCAUGCACACUCAACAGGCUUCUUCAUCACUCAGGACUCCUCGUUCGGGAACCUCAUCCUCCCUGUCCUCCCACGCCUGGAGCCCGAGUCGUGACCUUUUACCUCUGCCCUGAUGUAGAACAAUGCUUUGAAGCAACACAGACCCGCAUCUUUCUCAGUUUCUUCUUUUAAAUCUGAGAUUAAUGGACAGUUGUUUGUCAUGUUGUAAACAAUUUCAGGUGAAAAAGUGUGGAUCUAUCAUUUCUACAUUUUCCAGACUAACAUGGUGGCUGCUGAUUUGAGGAAAGCUUUAAAAACACCCUGAUUAAAGAUCCAAGAUGGCUAUGAAGCAUCCUUUUAAGUGGUCCAGGGGCUUAAAGCAAACUACAGAAUGCUCUCCUGCUCUGUUGCCUAUCACGGCACUAAUCACACGGCUUUCCAUAAAGUGCACAUUUUGUCAGGUUUUUACAUUUGUAAUUGAUUUGUAUUGAUACUUGGAUAAUAAAAUUGUGACCUUAAAAGUUGUA